Messenger RNA from Blumeria graminis f. sp. triticale, 3384 nucleotides. NCBI's taxonomy places the organism in Eukaryota, Fungi, Ascomycota, Leotiomycetes, Helotiales, Erysiphaceae. The record is from the annotation of a GenBank genome assembly.
AUGGCGCCGCUGCCAGGAACACCACGGCAGCGGCCGACAACGAGCAGAUCACGAUCCACACGCCCAAAAUCAAGUGACACACAGCAAAGUGAUUCAAUCUUAGCUAAUAGCUCAUCCGAACCUCCUCACAAGAAGCGAAAAUAUAUACCUGGUGGUCCUGGUGGCGGAGGUCGGUACGUCGACGAGGAAGGAAACGAAUUACCAGUUGGUGGAACUGGACCGGGUGGAUACAACUACAUUGGUUCCAGAGGGCGAGUUGGUAGACAAAAUGCUGCCAUAGGCCUCGUACCUGAAGUAUUCAACAGAAAAGACCGAGGUAGUCGCUCCAGAACUGUGCUUCCACGAUCUAAGACCACUUCGAUGAGGUAUAGCUCUGCUGCUCAGGUCGCAGCCGUUGCACAAAGUGAUGGCUAUAAACCCCGAGAAGAGCGCGCCUGGGAAGAGUUUCACCCACAUCUUGAUAUAGAUGUUCCGUUGCGUGCAUUUAGCGAGUCCGAAGUUCAGGGUGUACAAGCAGGUGCAUUAUCAAUAUCAGGAAAAUCGAAGGAAGGUCAAAUCAUAGAUUCAGAGGGAACUAAUGCCAAAAACGGGGGUGUGCUUACCGAUCCAGCGGCCAACAUUUGUAUACCAACAUUUUGUAUCCCCGGCACUCCUGGUGGUGGCAAGCGACGUCCAGGCCGUCCGCCCAAAGAUCCUGUCGCAUUCUUUGCUGCUAAAGCAGCUAAGUUAGGUAAAUGUUUUAGUAUUGGUACCUUAAAGAUACCGAACAAUGCGAAUUUAUCAGUUUACAAUAAUCCCAAAGAAAAGCUCACUCUGCCUCAGCCGUCAUAUCGGAAAUCUAAAACACUGGCACGUUUCGAAGAUAGGGCUCUUGGACUCGUGAAGUAUGUUGAUAAAUCAAUGGCUAAUAUUGGAUACCAAGAGAGUGAUAUUUUCGUACGUCCAGAAAGAACUCUUAUUAAAUCUUCUGAUAUAAAUUUUGAAGAAGAUUUAGAAUUUGGGUCAAACUGCAAAAGCGAUUUCGAUGGAAUUACAGCGAACAAUCCAGGGGGGGUUGGACGUGUCGAAUAUGAUAUGGAUGAACAAGAUGACAAGUGGCUAGAAGCGUAUAAUAUUGAGCGAAUAGCAUCAGGUGUGGAUAAAAUCCCGCGUGAAAUCUUUGAAAUAACUAUCACAAAGAUUGAAAAAGAAUGGCAUAAUCUUGAAAAGCGUAUUCCGAAGCCAAGCCCAAGGCCACCUCAAACUCACAGGCCUAGAUCAAGCUCAGCUGCUGCUGUCAAUGGUGAGGCUCAAUCUGGCGAAGAACAAGAUAGCAAGUGUGCCAUCUGUGACGAUGGAGAUUGUGAAAACACAAACGCCAUUGUAUUCUGUGACGGCUGUGAUUUAGCUGUACACCAAGAGUGUUAUGGUGUUCCAUUCAUCCCUGAAGGACAAUGGCUUUGUCGCAAAUGCCAGCUGAUUGGCAGAGGUGUGCCUACAUGUAUUUUCUGUCCUAAUACGGAUGGAGCAUUCAAGCAAACAACUUCUUCCAAGUGGGCCCACCUUCUUUGUGCUAUGUGGAUACCAGAGGUUUCUCUUGGAAAUCAUACCUUCAUGGAACCUGUUAUGGAGGUCGAAAAGGUGCCAAAAACUAGAUGGAAACUGAAUUGUUAUUUAUGCAAUCAGCGAAUGGGCGCUUGUAUUCAGUGUGGCAACAAAUCAUGCUAUCAAGCAUUUCAUGUCACUUGUGCUAGGAAGGCGCGUUUAUUUUUAAAAAUGAAAAAUACACACGGCUCACUAUCGGUUUUAGACGGUACCACAAAUAUGAAGGCCUACUGCGACAAGCAUUGUCCAGCUGAUUGGAUUAGGGAGAAUGAUGUGAUUACUGCAACUCGGGAUGCACGAGCUUUUUACAAGAAAUCUAUGCGUGGGCGACUAUGGGCCGACAGUCAUACAUCGGCUUUAGAAAUGGCGGCAAAUUACUGUCAUGCUACUCCUGAAUCGCAGCAAGAUGAAUCACGACUAACAGGCAUUAAAGUGACUCUAAAUCUUGGCGACAGCAAAAAGAAAAUUAACCAGCCUCAAAAACCAGUCUGGAAACUGCCUUCAGGUGCUCCUGUUAUUCCUUUCUGUGUGUUUGAAAAAGUUGAAAAAUCACUCGGUAGAUUUAACUUUCAGAAGCGCAAGGACUUUACAGCAGACGUCUGUCGAUAUUGGACGCUCAAACGAGAAGCCCGUCGUGGUGCAGCUCUUCUCAAACGUCUCCAACUUCAGAUGGAGACUUUCUCUUCUCUAGAGAUUACUCGCCGAAAUUUUGCUGGAAUGGGACCAGCAGGCAAACCAAGACUCAAAAGGAGAAUCGAUUUUGCAAAAACUCUUAUGAAAGAUAUCGAAAACCUCAGGGACCUUUUAGAAGAUGUUGUCAAACGUGAAACUGAAAAACUUGAUGCAGCCAACCUUGAGGCCGACUUCGUUGAUAAAGUCUACUUUCCAGUCGCUAAGCUUUUUCCUCCAGUAAUUGAACAUGCUCUAACACUUGAUAUCAAAAAUCUGUUUACAGAAGAUCUAGCUUAUUUGCAGCAGAAAGUUGAGGUCAGAUUCUUCACAUCAGUAUUACCAUUCGCCCAAAAUCUGAGCGAUCUGUUCCGUAAACGUGUCACCAUCGAGCCUAAGUUUGAUCCUAAUAUGGAAAGUUCAUCAAUAAAGUCCAAAAACCCAUUAUCUGAUAUAAAAGAGCGCAGGAAACUCGCAAAGCGAAUUCUUAGUAAAGCUGUUCAGCCACAGCUCGAAAACGCAAUUCGAGUGGAGUCAGAGAUCAGUGGUACACCAGCCAAAGGUAAGAUAAGGGAAUUAAUAGAGUUGCUGGAUUCCGUCUGGCAAACCGAGCCACAACAUUCUAAGAAAUUAAGUCAUCUGACGAACUAUGACACUUUACCUAAUACUGCUCCUGUAAAUGAGAAUAUGGGUCUUGGUUCAUCAUCACCUGAGAUCCCCAAAAUCACUGCGGAAAAUCACUUCAGUGCUGACUCAUGUAUCCACGGCCCCAAUAGAAAGCAGGAUAUUGAAUCUUCCGCUAGUGUCAGUGCUACUAAAAGCAGAGUCAACUUCAAUAAAACAACCUCAACAAUUGAUACAACACCUGGACAAUUUGAGAUCGUCAAUGGUCCUAUUUCACAACUUGAGCGUCUAAGAACUAGAAGUAUAUCACCUAGUAGCCUUGACUGUUCUCUACAGACAAAGGAUCCACACCCUGGACCACCUACGCCACCUGUAUCCAACAGCGAUACCGGUAUACUUCCAGAUGAUGUUUUAAGCGCCGGAGGCGUGCCAUGGGUAUUUGACGAUUUCAAGGUUGAGGGGACAACAGCUCUCCCGGAGAAAAAAGCUUGCUUUCCUAGUGGUUAA